Molecule: messenger RNA, 3432 nt
Organism: Scomber japonicus (chub mackerel)
Lineage: Eukaryota; Metazoa; Chordata; Actinopteri; Scombriformes; Scombridae
Gene: gucy1b1
Product: guanylate cyclase 1 soluble subunit beta 1
Exons: 13
Coding region: 92-1948 (618 amino acids)
Biological process (GO): response to oxygen levels; cGMP biosynthetic process
Cellular component (GO): guanylate cyclase complex, soluble
Molecular function (GO): heme binding; guanylate cyclase activity
Source: RefSeq, a predicted model, not a curated record
CUGUCAUCAGCAUCUGCUCUAAACGAUGACGGUAGUGUCAGAAACAGCAGUUUUUGCUUAAAAAUAAGGGAAAGUCAGAGCAGCUGCAAUCAUGUAUGGCUUUGUGAAUCACGCCUUGGAGCUCCUGGUUUUAAGGAAUUACGGGCCGGAAGUGUGGGAAGACAUCAAGAGAGAGGCCCAACUUGAUAUCGAGGGUCAGUUCCUUGUUAGAAUCAUAUAUGAAGACGCCAAAACAUACGAUCUUGUCGCCGCUGCAAGUAAAGUUCUCAAGAUAAAUGCAGGAGAUAUCUUACAGAUGUUUGGGAAGAUGUUUUUUGAAUUCUGUCAGGAGUCCGGAUAUGACACCAUCUUGCGAGUGCUAGGAUCGAAUGUCCGUGAAUUCCUGCAGAAUCUGGAUGCUCUCCAUGACCACCUGGGUACCAUUUAUCCCGGGAUGAGGGCUCCUUCGUUUCGCUGCACCGACGCAGAGAAGGGGAACAAUCUGAUUCUUCACUACUACUCAGAGAGAGAAGGCCUGCAAGACAUUGUGAUUGGCAUCAUUAAAACAGUCGCUCAGCAAAUCCACGGAACAGAGAUAGAGAUGAAGAUGAUCCAACCCAAAAGCGAGGAGUGCGACCACAUCAAGUUCCUGAUUGAGGAGAAGGAUUCAGAAGAGGAGGCGUUCUAUGAGGAUCUGGACGGCUUUGAGGAGAAUGGCACGCAGGAGACUCGGAUCAGCCCAUACACGUUUUGCAAGGCCUUUCCGUUCCACCUCAUGUUUGACAAAGACCUGAUGCUCACACAGUGCGGGAAUGCCAUUUAUCGAAUCCUUCCCCAGCUCCAGCCUGGUGCCUGUAUCCUCCCUUCAGUUUUCUCUUUGGUCCGUCCUCACAUUGACUUCAGUUUUCAUGGCAUCCUUUCUCACAUCAACACUGUCUUCGUUCUGAGAAGCAAGGAGGGUCUGCUGAAUGUGGAGACUGUAGAGAACGAGGACGAGCUGACGGGGGUGGAGAUCAGCUGUCUGAGAUUGAAAGGACAGAUGAUUUACUUGCCAGAGGCGGAGAACAUCCUUUUUCUUUGCUCACCCAGUGUGAUGAACCUGGAUGAUCUUACAAGAAGGGGACUGUACCUGAGCGACAUCCCGCUACAUGAUGCAACGCGUGACCUGGUACUGCUGGGUGAGCAGUUUCGUGAGGAGUACAAGCUGACCCAGGAGCUGGAAAUCCUGACAGAUCGCCUGCAGCAUACACUCCGGGCCCUGGAGGACGAGAAGAAAAAGACUGACAGAUUGCUGUAUUCUGUUCUGCCGCCAUCUGUCGCCAACGAGCUGCGACACAAACGGCCUGUCCCGGCAAAACGCUACGACAACUUGACCAUCCUCUUCAGUGGCAUCGUUGGAUUCAAUGCCUUCUGUAGCAAGCACGCCUCUGCUGAGGGAGCCAUCAAGAUAGUCAACCUGCUCAAUGAUGUUUACACACGUUUUGACAUCUUGACAGACUCCCGGAAGAACCCUUAUGUAUACAAGGUGGAAACAGUCGGUGAUAAAUACAUGACGGUGAGCGGCCUGCCGGAGCCGUGCAUACAUCAUGCCAAGUCAAUCUGCCACCUCGCUCUUGAUAUGUUGGAGAUUGCUGGACAAGUCAAAGUGGAUGGUGAACCCGUACAGAUUACUAUUGGGAUCCACACAGGAGAGGUUGUGACUGGGGUGAUUGGCCAGAGGAUGCCCAGAUACUGCCUCUUUGGAAAUACAGUCAACCUCACUAGUCGUACAGAAACUACUGGUGAAAAGGGCAAAAUAAACGUCUCAGAGUAUACUUACCGGUGUUUGCAGUCAGCUGAGAACGCCGACCCUCAGUUUCAUUUGGAGUAUCGAGGCCCCAUCACCAUGAAAGGAAAGAAGGAACCAAUGAAAGUGUGGUUUCUGUCCAGGAAGCCCACUGAUACUGAGUCGACCUCAGUUAAAGCUUAACUAUUCUCAUUCAACACUGUGUCAUGGUACCAUACUAGUCAGAUUUUGACACAGAGAUGAGAAGGAUUAGUGAUGAUCUAUCCACAAACGUACAGAUAUUUUUAAUAUGAUAAAUCACAUGAACUCAUUUCAAAGUGUAUCUGAAUCUACUGUAUUAAUCUUUGUUUCUGGCCUCACCGUAUAUUUUUUUAGCACGCACACACAAAAUGCAGUGUUUGAUAAAUAGUUGAGGUUAGUGAUCUACUGUAAGGUACACCUAAAUUUGAUACAUUUUUUGACAAAUUACGCUCAUGUAAUUAUUUUAUAUAACAUCACUGAACAGAUUUUGAUGAUUAUAACAUUUUUCAUCUAACCUCAAUGUUUUUAGUUGCUAGUUUUGUCGUAAAUACUGUGUACCGGCCAAAAAUACUGAGAAUAAAUAGUUCACCCUGUGUGCCAAAAAUAACUAAUGUAAGUUUAGAUAUAUGAGAUAUGUUUGAAUCAUUGUUUUUUUGACUUUUUGAGUGAUGAUAAAAUGAAAUGAAAUCAAACAGAUUUGGGUAAAAUCCCUACUGUGUUAGUUAAACAAUGAUAAUGUUUCUAUAUAUCAUGUUUGUGUCCAAACCGUUACUGUCUCUGUUUUUGUGCGAACCAUUUUUGUUCAUUGGAUACGACAGUAAAGAGGUUUUACACUGAAUAUAUUACACUGGCAUCGAGAAGACAUUGUUAAAUAUUGAAUUCAGCUUCACCAGAGCAAACAAAAGCUCUGCCAGCUCCCUUCAGUGAUUGUGCAGAUUGUAGUCUAACAGUUCCCUUUAAAAAAAAAAAAAAAAGAAUUUAGAUAUUAUAGCUAUAUGUAUUUAUAUACAUUUAUAUCACCGUGUUCAUCAGCUCUUUGGCACUAAAGUCACUGUGCUUACUAGUUUGAUAUCUUUCAAAUAAAAGAUAUAUUUGAUGUUUAGUUAUUUAAAAAAUAAAAGUCACUGAUGAUGUAGUGUUUGAGCCAUAAGCAAACCUGUUUCAUCACGUAUCUAUAACUGAAAUAUUAAAGCAGUCCCACCAUAGAGCACUAUACACCACUUUAUUUAAUAUACACACACAUCGCACCUCUCUCCUUAUCAUGAAUGAAAAUAACAUUGAUUACUGUUUUGAAUUCUACUGUUAAUUGCCGAGAUAUUCUUAAAAAUGGACAUAUUUAUUGUUACUUGGUAUUUAUUUUGUGAUAAGAUCUCUAUAUUAUAAAAUGUAGCUAUGACCUUUAGAAAACAGAAUAUACAAAGAAAAAUAAACUUUAUUACGGAUGAAACUAAUGUAUGUGCCUCCAUGAUGUUUAUUAUUAAACUAAAACAUGUACUGUACACGUUGGGUUAAUUGCUCAUGAGUAUACUGUAUACUACUGUACCUUUUUUCUCCGUGUUUUUCCAUAUUCGCUAUUAUUAAAUCUCAGAUAACCUUGCAAGCAAUCCAGAUCCAUGCAGACUGAAACAGAUGCCUCUUGUCCUGUA